This is a messenger RNA of Monopterus albus (swamp eel), 2217 nucleotides long. RefSeq names its product N-terminal Xaa-Pro-Lys N-methyltransferase 1 (gene ntmt1). The record is from RefSeq and is a predicted model, not a curated record. The transcript is spliced from 4 exons. The coding region runs from base 146 to 814 and encodes 222 amino acids. Gene Ontology annotation, molecular function: N-terminal protein N-methyltransferase activity. Gene Ontology annotation, biological process: N-terminal protein amino acid methylation. NCBI's taxonomy places the organism in Eukaryota, Metazoa, Chordata, Actinopteri, Synbranchiformes, Synbranchidae. Gene Ontology annotation, cellular component: cytoplasm.
CCAGGAACCAAAUAAGGAAAUGACGUCCUUCGUGUGCAACGAUGGUCUCAAAUAGAAAAGUGGAGCAUAGACGCCGGUACUGGUUUUUGAGCCGUAGAGGAGGGUGUGGGUGCUGGCGCUGGCGCUGACACAACACUACACGAGAAUGGGUGACGUGGCACAAGAUGAGGUGAGGUUCUACUCCAAUGCUGAGGACUACUGGAAGGAGGUUCCCCCCACCGUGGAUGGCAUGCUGGGAGGCUACGGCAGCAUUUCCAGCAUUGAUAUCAAUGGAUCCAAGGCUUUCCUACGCAAGUUCCUCGGUGAAGGGGAGGGGAAGACAGGCACAGGUUGUGCUCUGGAUUGUGGAGCAGGCAUCGGGAGGAUCACCAAACACUUGCUACUGCCACUAUUCAAGACUGUGGACCUGGUUGAUGUGACACAGGAGUUCUUGGACAAAGCCAGAAAUUAUCUGGGAGGCGAGGGCAAGAGAGUGGGUAACUACUUCUGCAGUGGCUUGCAGGACUUUGUACCUGAGAGUGGGCGAUAUGAUGUUAUCUGGAUCCAGUGGGUCAUUGGCCACCUGACAGAUGAACACCUUGUGGAGUUCCUGCAACGCUGCCAGAAAGCUUUGCAGCCCAAUGGCCUCAUCAUCAUCAAGGACAACGUGUCAUAUGAGGGUGUGGUCCCAGAUGAGGUAGACAGCAGCGUCUGCCGUGACCUGGAAAUAGUUCGAAGUCUGGUGGGCAGAGCAGGUCUUCGCAUCAUCCACGAGGAACAACAAAUGAAUUUCCCAAAGGAAAUCUACCAAGUCCACACACUAGCUCUCAGAUAGGCCAUGUGACAGGAAGAGGGGCAGCCUUUUAGACCCAGUAUUUCUACGGUGGAAAUGGUGUUUCUCAAGUUAGCAGUCUAUUUGUGAUCUUUACGGAAGUGAUCUACAGCGUGGUGUGUCUUUCGACCGUGUGUUGCUAACUCCAAGCAUCAGUGUCGUGCUCUGUGCUGAGUUGUCUUUUCUGGCCUACGAGGCCUUAAUGUACAAUUGGACUAUUGAUCAGACAAAACAAGACAUUUGAAGAUGUCCCCUUGAGUGCUGGGAAACGGAUGGGCAAUUUUCACCAUUUGAAGGAAAAAUCAACUUGAAUAGUCAAGAAAAUAAUUGGCAGAUUAAUCAGUGAUGAAAGUAAUGAAUAGUUGCAGCCCUAAACCACAGCCGUCCCUCUGCUGUACAGACUUCACAAGAGAAUUGACAUAAUAUGUUUUGCUAUACAUUUAAUAACACAGAAGGCAUCACUGAAUAUUAAAUUCAUGUCCUGUAAAUCUAGUCCUUUAUAUCCAUUCAGAGUGAUCCUUCAGAGAAAACCACCUGUCCAGAAAAAAGAUGUGAAGACAGCAGAGAAGAAGCGAAGAGCUCAGCUCAUGAGCUGUUCACAAGAUGUGCUGGUCACCCAUCCAGCUAGAAUAUUGGUGACUCAUCUCCAGGAGUAAUGACCCUGUUGCAUCCAGUGGACACUGGGCGCUAGUGACUGUAGCAGUGGAUGGGCAAGUAAGUGCUGCUCACUGAACUUUUACCUCAGGGAAACAAAGCUAAAAAGGAGACGGCGAACUGAAGAGCAUAGCGUUUCCCUUCUCUCAGUUCAAGUGUGUGCACGGGGUCACACAAAACAAAUUCCACACUGUAUGACAAUAUCACUUUUAUAUUCUGUUUGUUCUGCCAAAUGCAAACAUUUGUUUUAUGCCUGCAUCGAUUCAUCAAAUGGACACUGGUCGUCAUUUUAUACAUGCAUAUAUAUUUAACUCUUGUCACCAUAGGAGGAUGAAAUGCUUGAGCCACCAGUGGAUCCAGUAGUUUUUCAGAAAAGUUUAAUUUAAAACUGUCACGUUCAGACAUAUGUUUUUGGACAUAACACGUUUAUUGCAAAGCUGUUUAGUAAAAUAUACCUGCUUUGGCUGCAUUCUGUGUUGUAUCUUAAGUUUUCUCUAAAUGCUGUAUGACCUUUUUUCUUCACUACAUUUAUACCAAUGUUUUCAUUGUGUAUGUUAAUGGUCUCAAGCCUUGAAUGGAUGCUUGGUUAUUUUGAACAGAUACUGUCUGUUGUUGCUAACAGAAUGAAAUUAUUUAAUCAGAUUACCCAUUUACGCAUGAUCAGAAAUGUCAUGUAAAUUUAAUUUUCUUGUAUGUGUAAUUACAAAAAUUGCAAUGAAAACCAACACUGACGUAAUGAAUUGCCUGUUUUC